AUGAACGCCAAAGCGAUAGUAUCCUGGGAGCCAGUCCAACCUCUGUCACCGAACUGGUCCAUCGAGGAGGUUCAGGUAAACCCUCCAGGCGAUGACGAGGUAACGGUGCAGAUACACGCCUCAGGAAUCUGCCAUACCGACGUGGCUCUGUCAGCAGUGCCCAAGGGAGCACUUGGUAUUGAAUAUCCCAAGGUCGUUGGACAUGAAGGUGCCGGUGUUGUCCUAGCAAUUGGAAAGAACGUACAGUCGAUCGAUGUUGGAGACCCGGUUCUUCUUUCUUUCUAUUCCUGCUCGGAGUGUGCACAAUGCGAGACAUCACACCCGGCAUAUUGCGAUUCCUUUGCGCCCAAGAACUACAUCGGUCAACAGGGACCAAUGCACACGAGUACCGACAACAAGCCUAUUUGGUCGCAAUUCUUUGGACAAUCUAGCUUUGCGCAGUAUAGCACCGUCCACAAGUCAACAAUUGUGAAUGCGAAAACUCUUACUGGAAUGGGAGCAAUCAGAAAUAUCGCACAGGCAGGCCCAGAUGAUGUUGUCAUGGUUUCAGGUCUAGGUGCAGUUGGCAUGGGGUCACUCAUAACUGCAAAGAUCACCAAAUGCAAAAUGAUAAUUGCGAUUGAUCGAGUUCAGAGUCGGCUUGACCUAGCCCAAGAAGUUGGCGCGACACAUACCAUCAAUACCAGCCACUCGGAUUUUUCUACAUUGGACCACGCAGUCCGGAGUAUUGUUGCUACUGGGGCUUCGAUUGCAAUUGAAACUACUGGCGUAGCAUCAAUCAUCGAGCAAAGCAUUCAGUCGACUUGUGCUCGAGGAAAAAUCGUGUAUAUCGGCAUUCCCCCGCCGAACUACUCUUUGAACAUCAGUCUUUCGGAACACAUGAACGCAAUUCCCCAGAUGAUCCAAUGGUACAGAGAAGGAAAAUUUCCCCUGGAACGAUUUGUGGAAUACUUUGAUGCCACAGAUUAUCCCAAAGCUCUUGACAGCUUGAAACAAGGGAAUGUCAUCAAGCCGGUGCUAGUUUGGAACCACCAGGAUCCAAAAUUGACCUAG
Messenger RNA from Penicillium brevicompactum, 1053 nucleotides. Its product is annotated as Alcohol dehydrogenase superfamily zinc-type. The transcript has 6 exons. Gene Ontology annotation, molecular function: zinc ion binding; oxidoreductase activity. The record is from RefSeq and is a predicted model, not a curated record. The coding region runs from base 1 to 1053 and encodes 350 amino acids. Lineage: Eukaryota; Fungi; Ascomycota; Eurotiomycetes; Eurotiales; Aspergillaceae.